This is a messenger RNA of Hemisphaericaspora subhashii, 1386 nucleotides long. RefSeq lists its product as uncharacterized. Gene Ontology annotation, molecular function: histone binding; nucleosome binding. The record is from RefSeq and is a predicted model, not a curated record. The transcript has a single exon. Bases 1 to 1386 code for a protein of 461 amino acids. Lineage: Eukaryota; Fungi; Ascomycota; Pichiomycetes; Serinales; Debaryomycetaceae.
AUGCUGGAACCACAUUGGAUACUGACACUUCCUCAUAAUCUACAAGAACAAGUUAGAUUUUCUAUCCAAAAAGAUGCUAAUAACCUUGACGUAUUUAAUAAUUUAUUCACAUAUCUAACUGAUUCAAAUAACGAUUCUAAUAAACGAAGAAAAGAAUCUCCAACAAUAGCUAAUGUAAAUAGUGAGAAUGGUUUAAUUGUCCGUAGUGAAGAACCAAUACCUGAAGAAUCAAUCAUCUUUGAAAUCCCUCAAGUUUCAUUCCAAUCUCCAAUUAGAAAGAAAAUGAAUUUAACUUUUCAUUUAUUAGAACGAGAUGGUAAUCCAUAUCCAUUACUUUCAAUUGUAAAUCCCACCAAUAUGGUUCCAGAAAUCUCAUUAAUUAAUUUAGAAACUUCAAUUAAAUUAUGUAUGAUCUUACCAAUAUUAGGUAAUUCAACCAAUCCAAUCAAAAAGGGAGUUGCAUCAUUAUGUUUUUGGAUUAAUGAAGAAUAUUGUCAAGAUACAAAUAUUUCAAAAGAUCCAAUAAUUUGUCAAAUUCAAUUAGAUAUAAUUAAAAAACAAAUGAUUAAACAAGGGAAAUUACCCGCUGAUAUUGAAUCACAAUUUGCCAGUCCUAAAAAUACAUUAAUUUUAAAUCCAAUUCAAGAACGAAUUUUGGAUUAUUUUAAACGACAAUUCAAAUUAUGUGGCGUGAAUUUGAUUAAUUAUUUACCUUGUCCUACACUUUUCCAAACUCAAUUUAGUUUAAAUCAUGAUUGUGCCGUAGCAUUAAUUGAUAAUAAGGCUCCUUCGUCAAGUCCAUUGAUAAUAAUGGUUGAAUGUCAUAAAGGAGCGAAAGAUGGAGUAUUAUUAUUCCUAAAACAAAAUCAAUAUAAUUCUCCCUAUCUUAUAUUUGGAUUCAAAAAACCAAUUCAAGUAUUUGAAUUAUCAAAAGUUUUAAAUGCAAGUUAUACAAAUAUUACUAGAAAUACUUUCAGUAUUGUGGUUACGGUUUUAAAUGAUAGAAAUGAAGAAAGAAUAAUUGAAUUUAGUAUGAUUGAUCAAGCAUUCUUUCAAAUAAUUGAUGAUUUUAUUAAGGAACAUCGAAUUAGUGAUGAUUCGUUUAAUACUAUUCAUCAAGAAAAGGGACCACAACAAGAAACAACGACAGAUGCAGCCGCAGCAGCAGCAACUGAUGGGGAACAGUCUGUUCAGCCGGGAACUGCCGCCGCUGACGAUGAUGACGAAGAAGACGAUGCUGAUUUCAAGGGAGAUGAAGACGACAGUGAAGUUGAUGAAGAAUAUGAUAGUGAUGCCGGUGCUCAUAGUGACAAUAAUGAAGGUGAAGAAGAAGAAGGUGAUGAUGUGUUUAAUAGAGGUAAAGAACAAGAAGAAAUAGAGCAAUGA